Molecule: messenger RNA, 1125 nt
Organism: Erythranthe guttata (spotted monkey flower)
Lineage: Eukaryota; Viridiplantae; Streptophyta; Magnoliopsida; Lamiales; Phrymaceae
Gene: CYB-1
Product: cytochrome B561-1
Molecular function (GO): oxidoreductase activity
Source: RefSeq, a predicted model, not a curated record
UUUAGAUCAUUAUUUCAUUUUCUCGUCCUCCUCCGGUGUACCAAACAAUCCCUUAAUCCACCAUUCCUCAUUGUACCUUGAAAAGUCAAAAGUCAACUCCUUCCAGCUCAGGCGAUUAAACCCCUUUUCCCUUCCACUCUAUUUGUUUCUCGGCGGAGAGAUCUGCAAACCCUCGUUCUCUCUCUAUUUCAGAUUCCCCCUCUCUCUAUAGAAUCCUCAAAUGGCGGUGCCGGUGGUACGGUUCCCGAUCUUCCCGGCGAUUAGAAUCAUCGGAAUUGCAGUUGCCGCACUCGUUUUGAUAUGGACUGUGCAUUACAGAGGCGGCUUGGCUCUUAUAUCCGAUAAUAAAGAUCUUAUUUUUAACGUUCAUCCUGUAUUAAUGGUGAUUAGCCUUGUGCUUCUUAAUGGAGAAGCCAUGCUGGCAUACAAGACUGUCUCAGGAACUAAAAGCUUAAAAAAAUUAGUCCAUCUUUCCCUACAAUGCAUGGCUUUCUGUCUGAGCAUAAUCGGAGUGUGGGCUGCUUGGAAGUUUCACGUAGACAAAGGAAUCGACAACUUCUAUAGUCUCCACUCAUGGCUCGGCUUAGCCUGUCUUUUCUUGUUCGGAAUUCAGUGGGCUGCUGGAUUUGUAACGUUUUGGUAUCCUGGUGGAUCGAGAAGCAGUAGAGUGAGCCUGAUGCCGUGGCAUGUAUUUAUUGGAAUUUACAUUUAUGCCCUUGCUGUAGCUACCUGCACCACUGGUAUUCUGGAGAAGGUGACAUUUCUUCAGACAAACAAGGUAAUAACGCGCUACUCAGCAGAGGCGUUGAUGGUGAAUUCUUUGGGGGUAUUGCUUGUUGUUUUGGCCGGUUUUGUGAUUCUUGGGGUCGUCUCUCCUGCGAAUGGAAAAGCCGAUAUUCCCAGAUCAACAUCAGAAUAGUUCCCUCAGUGUUUUCUCAUGAACAUAAACGGGCUGGGUCAGGGCGGGCUUACGGGCUAAGAAGACCGAAAAUGAUGAAUAUUUGUUACUUUACAGGAUUGCAAAACCAUAUUAACAGAAAUUAAAUGAAGGCAAAUGGCCAAAGUAUUAUUAGAUAUUUGGGAUUUAUACAGUGGCUUCCAUUUAUUUCUGGAACAUUUUUAGAA